Molecule: messenger RNA, 1650 nt
Organism: Colletotrichum tamarilloi
Lineage: Eukaryota; Fungi; Ascomycota; Sordariomycetes; Glomerellales; Glomerellaceae
Product: protein kinase
Exons: 3
Coding region: 1-1650 (549 amino acids)
Biological process (GO): peptidyl-threonine phosphorylation; peptidyl-serine phosphorylation
Molecular function (GO): protein serine/threonine kinase activity; ATP binding
Source: RefSeq, a predicted model, not a curated record
AUGCCGAGAUUUGCUUCGAAUGCCGAUUGCCAAUGCGACUUACAACGAUGCCGCCAUUGUGUUGGGGCUACCCGAGACGAGAUUAGUCGCACACUACUUCGAAUAUCGCAAAAAGACGUCAACGAUAGCCGAAAUCGCUUUAUACCACGACGCUGGUUAAUUUCCGAGAUCAACUACAACGAUGUGUUGAGAUGGCUAUCAACAUGUUUGCCAUCUAGUAUGGAUGUGACAAGCCUUGAGGACAUCGCUAGUCAGAUCAGUCCAGUAGGCGAAAGUUGUUCCCGAUGUGGAAGCUCCUUAUGCACCGGACUUAGAAUCAUAUUCGCAUGUUUGGUGUUGCUAGGAAGGGAAAGCUACAUUGUUCCUAUACAAAGAUCUCAACACAACAUCUGUGACAGCACGUGGCCACUUGACGGCUCGACCGCUGAAAGUCCAGCUGCUUCAGACCUUCUGAAAAUCCUGACCUCCCUCGAAGGUAAUGAGGAGGAGCUUUUCAUCCACUUGCAGUGGCAGAUGAGAUCCCCUUAUUUCCCGAGUUUAAUGCCGACUUCUCCCGACUUUGGUCAUUUUAUUAUCCAUGACCAAGUAAGUCUACCCUGGACAACAACCGAGGAAGAGGAAGGAAAGAUGGGUGGUAAGUUAUCAUCUGUGCACAAGAUCGGUAUCCACGCAGAUCAUUGUGAGUUUCAGGAAGCGGAAGGAAAAUCGUUUGCGUUGAAAAUACUCGAAAGGGGCAAGGUACUUACGGCUGCCGAGAAUGAGUUCAAGAAUGAAAUGGCAGCUAAUCAGCGAGCCACGCAUCCACGAAUUACUCCUCUUCUUGCAGCCUUCAAACAUAGGAAUAAGUUCUAUCUCUUGUUUCCCUGGGCAAACGGGGGUAAUCUUCAGCGUUUAUGGAAGGCCUACGACCCUUACCCAGGUCUCGGGGGUGUAGUAGCUUCCUGGUUUUCACUGAAGUGGAUGGCAGAUCAGUGUUACAAUAUUGCCGAUGCCUUGUCUACCGUUCAUGGCCAUCCAUCGAAUGAAGGAGGCGUUUCUGUUCAGGCACAGCUCCAUCACGAUAUCAAGCCAGAAAAUAUUCUGUGCUUUGAUGAUUUCAGUAAUGGAAAUGCGACUUUUACGCUCAAGUUAACAGACUUCGGUCUGUCACUACCCGCCGAUAGCCAAUCCACCUUCCGACCGAAGCAAAUUGCCGAGACGAAAUCCUACAGGCCUCCCGAAAGAGAUAUUGAGGACUCAACUGUAGGUCAGAAAUGGGAUAUCUGGUGUUUGGGGUGUCUUUAUCUCGAUUUCAUUACCUGGGCCAUCUUUGGCUGGUCAGGGGUACAAGAAUUCGAAGAAGCACGCCUUGAAGCUGAUGAAACCGAAACUGGAGGUUACGUCAUUGAAGAGGAUGUCUUCUUUGUCAAAGAAAGAGUCACUCGGCGUAGCUGGUGUCUAGGAAGGGCAAUAAGCAGCAUGGUUGCAAAAAUCAAGCCAGCCGUUAUUUCGCAUAUGCGAGAUCUUCGAGGUCAUAUGGAACCGGGUCAUGCUUUAGCGGAGCUCCUGGAUUACAUCGAACAGAAGAUGUUGGUCAUCGAUAGCUGUGGACGAGAUUCAUCAAGUGAAGUUCGGGACUUCUUGCAGGUAUGGAUGAAUUCUAUUAGUUAG